This is a messenger RNA of Phycodurus eques (leafy seadragon), 1188 nucleotides long. RefSeq names its product cell division cycle protein 20 homolog B-like. Gene Ontology annotation, molecular function: anaphase-promoting complex binding; protein binding; ubiquitin ligase activator activity. Gene Ontology annotation, biological process: positive regulation of ubiquitin protein ligase activity; anaphase-promoting complex-dependent catabolic process; positive regulation of anaphase-promoting complex-dependent catabolic process. The record is from RefSeq and is a predicted model, not a curated record. Gene Ontology annotation, cellular component: anaphase-promoting complex. The transcript has 9 exons. NCBI's taxonomy places the organism in Eukaryota, Metazoa, Chordata, Actinopteri, Syngnathiformes, Syngnathidae. Bases 1 to 1188 code for a protein of 395 amino acids.
AUGCGAUUCACAAACAAGAGAGAACCCGACACGAACGUGACGUCAUACAAACGCUUCAGGACGUGGCUCAGUCACAAGCACAGUCGCGAGAGUCCCGCUGUGAGUACGCCCUUGUCCACUGGGCGGCGCUGUGGGCCCAACUUUGAGUUGGACGAUGUCGUUCAGCGGCUGGAGCUGGAUUCGCCCUCUCGAUGUCAUGCUGCAGCACAGAGGGGACACCAAGCAAGUCCGCUUGGAAAUUCAACACUCAAGUUGGCUGCACCAUCACUCGUAAAUGACUACUACACACAUCUUCUAGACUACAGCUGUAAUGGCAUCCUCGCAUUAGCUCUGGACUCUUCUGUUUACAUUUGGAAUUCAGAAACCCGCUCUCUGCUGGGUCGGCUGGACCCGAGUCCAGAACCGGGUCGAAAGCGGCGCCAGACAGUCUCUUGCGUACGCUGGAGCGGAGACGGACACGUUCUCAGUAUCGGAACCAGGCGUGGGGAGGUGCAGGUUCAGUUGUGGGACGUUGAACGGAGGCAGAAUGUGAAGACUCUGCCUUCACACUUGUCCGUGGUUCGAGCUCUUUCCUGGAAACAGCAACUUCUUAGCAGUGGCUCCACCCUGGGACACAUUCAUCACAAUGACCCACGGGCUCCAUCUCCUUUAGUGGGCACGGUGAUCCAACAGGAGGGUUUGUGCAGCCUUCAGUGGUCCCCCGGUGGUGAGUGGCUGGCCAGCGGCUCCGCAGACGGCCUCCUCCACAUCUGGGACCGUGAUGUCACAGGAUCACCUCGGCCAGUCGCCACCAUGAAGCAGCCUAGCGCUGUCAAGGCAAUGGGGUGGUGUCCCUGGAAGAGCAAUGUGAUAGCCACAGGUGGAGGAUGGAAGGACGGGCAGCUUCGAAUUUGGGACAUCGAGUCGGCGACUUGCGUCGGUUCCGCGGACACCAACUCACAGAUCUGCUCUCUGGGCUGGGCGGAGGCCACCAGGCGCCUGGUCACAGGACACGGCCACCCCCAUCAUAAUGCCAUCUGCUGGGACUUGGAGUUCCCUUUGCUCAGGCCUGCUUUCCACCUCACAGGUCAUUCACGUCGUAUCCUGCACGUGGCCUUAAACAACGAUGCUGGCCAGCUCUUCACUGCAGGAGCGGAUCAGUGCCUUCACAUGUGGGACAUGUCAUUUCCUCAGUCUCUACUUUCUUAA